UCCUGUUCCCACUGCCGCCCUCGCUUUGCUUGCUCCCUCGCACCCCGUCAAAGCAGAGCAGAGCAGAAAAGAAACCAAAUCAAUCAAAUCCAUGGGGAUCGUGGAGGAGGCUCACAACCUGCGGGUGGUCGGGGAGGGCAAGCGCGGGGUGAUCGUCCUGGCGCACGGCUUCGGCACCGACCAGUCCGUCUGGAAGCACCUCGUGCCGCACCUCGUCGCCGACUACCGCGUCGUCCUCUUCGACACCAUGGGCGCCGGCCCAACCAACCCGGACUACUUCGACUUCACACGAUACGCCACGCUCGAGGGCUACGCGCUCGACCUCCUCGCCAUCCUCGAGGAGCUCGGGGUCGCAUCCUGCAUCUACGUCGGACACUCCGUCUCUGCCGUCAUCGGGGUGCUCGCCUCCAUCUCCAGGCCCGACCUCUUCUCCAAGCUAGUGCUCCUUUCCGCCUCUCCCAGGUACCUCAAUGAUGCAGACUACUAUGGGGGAUUCGAGCAGGAAGAGCUUGAUCAGCUGUUUGAAGCAAUGGGGUCAAACUACAAGGCCUGGUGCUCAGGUUUUGCACCACUCUGUGUUGGAGGGGACAUGGAGUCGGUGGCAGUUCAGGAGUUCAGCCGAACUCUCUUCAACAUCCGUCCAGACAUUGCCCUGAGCGUUGCCCAGACGAUAUUCCAGAGCGAUGUGCGCAGCCUCCUCCCCCUCGUCACAGUCCCUUGCCAUAUUGUUCAGAGCACCAAGGACCUGGCAGUGCCAGUUGCGGUGUCAGAGUACCUGCACAAGAAUCUCGGUGGUGACUCCAUCGUUGAGGUGAUGCCUUCCGAGGGCCAUCUCCCCCAGCUUAGCUCGCCGGACAUCGUCACCCCAGUCUUGCUCCGACAUAUCCAGCAUGAUAUUGCAUUCUAGGUCGUGCCACCAUCCCUCCUAGAAGAUAUAUUGAUCGGAAGCCAGUAUCUGUAUUUCACUUUUAUUCAGUGUAGGAUCCCCCCACCUGUUGUUGCCAUAAUAAGUUUCAUAUUCACCACGCGUUGUAAAUCGUUUCAAAAUUGUAGUGUACAUUGUAAACCAUUGUCCGUUUCUAAAUGUGUAUAAUAAUCAUGUUGGUAUCCAA
This is a messenger RNA of Lolium perenne, 1112 nucleotides long. Its product is annotated as probable esterase D14L. The record is from RefSeq and is a predicted model, not a curated record. Lineage: Eukaryota; Viridiplantae; Streptophyta; Magnoliopsida; Poales; Poaceae.